Diabrotica virgifera virgifera (western corn rootworm) is the source of this 3031-nucleotide messenger RNA. RefSeq names its product heat shock 70 kDa protein 4 (gene Hsc70Cb). The transcript has 11 exons. Gene Ontology annotation, cellular component: cytosol; nucleus. The record is from RefSeq and is a predicted model, not a curated record. Lineage: Eukaryota; Metazoa; Arthropoda; Insecta; Coleoptera; Chrysomelidae. Gene Ontology annotation, biological process: protein folding. Bases 187 to 2703 code for a protein of 838 amino acids. Gene Ontology annotation, molecular function: ATP-dependent protein folding chaperone; ATP binding.
GUUGUUUUGUUGGCUACCUGGUGAUGUUCGUUGUCGAACGACAAAGACAGAUAUUUCCUUCUACAUAAAGUCAUUUCUAGAAAAACGUGAACUGAACUGUGCCGGUGUGAUUUCGCAGUUAAAUAAAAGAAAAGUUCAAAAUCGUGAUCGAAAAAACCUUUUAUUAUAUUAAUACAAUUUUUUAAAAUGGCUGCAAUGUCUGUGAUAGGUAUCGAUUUGGGAAAUGAAUCCUGUUAUGUAGCUGUCGCAAAGGCUGGUGGAAUCGAAACCAUUGCAAAUGACUACAGUUUAAGGGCUACUCCAUCAUGCGUUGCUUUUUCUGGAAAGAACCGCAUAUUGGGAGUUGCGGCGAAAAAUCAGCAAGUCACCAAUAUGAAGAACACUGUAUAUGGGCUAAAAAGGCUGUUAGGUAGAAAGUUUAGGGAUCCUCAUGUCAAAAAAGAAAUUCAGUUUUUACCAUAUACAGUUGUAGAAGAAAAAAACGGGGGUAUUGGAAUUAGGGUAAAUUAUUUAAAUGAAGAACAUAAAUUUUCACCAGAACAAUGUUUGGCCAUGUUGUUAACAAAAUUAAAAGAUAGUGCUAUGACAGCUCUACAAACUCCCAUAAAUGAUUGUGUUAUAUCAGUUCCUUCUUACUUUACAAACAAUGAGAGGAAGGCACUAUUAGAUUCUGCAGCCAUAGCAGGUCUUAAUACUCUAAGGUUAUUUAAUGAAACAACAGCUACGGCCUUGUCAUAUGGCAUUUACAAGCAGGAUUUACCAGCUGUUGAAGAAAAGCCUCGUAACAUUAUUUUUGUCGAUUGUGGCCAUUCAUCCUUACAAGUAUCUGCAGUUGCAUUUAAUAAGGGCAAAUUGAAGAUGCUUACCACUGCUGCAGAUCCCAAUUUAGGUGGUAGGGACUUUGAUCUCAUCAUUGCUGAGCAUUUUUGCAAACAAUUCCAAACCAAAUACAACAUGGAUGCAAAAUCUAAUCCAAGAGCUUUUCUAAGAUUGCUAACGGAGGUAGAAAAGUUGAAGAAGCAGAUGUCUGCAAAUUCUACAACCUUACCACUCAACAUAGAAUGUUUCAUGAACGAUAAAGAUGUGUCCAGUGACAUGAAGAGAGCAGAUAUGGAAACUUUAUGUGCUCAUCUGUUUGAAAGAGUUGAAGUAAGCUUAAAGCAAUGUCUCAAACAAUCAGGAUUGUCAUUGGAUGACAUUUACGCUGUAGAAAUAGUGGGCGGAUCUAGCAGAGUACCUGCUAUUAAACAAUUAAUAGAGAAAGUAUUCCACAAAGUACCAAGUACUACAUUAAAUCAAGAUGAAGCUGUGAGCCGUGGUUGUGCUCUACAGUGUGCGAUGCUAUCUCCUGCUAUAAGAGUUCGGGAUUUUAGCGUUACAGAUGUACAGGCGUACCCGAUCUCUGUAGCAUGGGAUGCAAGUCCAGGAGGAGAAUCUGCUGGGGAGAUAGAAGCAUUCCCACUUAACCAUCCGGUUCCAUUCUCGAGAAUGUUGACAUUCUAUAGACAGGAACCAUUCACCAUCAGAGCAAAAUACAGUGGCAACAUCCCGUAUCCCGAUCAUGAUAUAGGUACCUGGGUUAUAAAAGACAUAAAACCUAACUCUGAAGGAAAGCCGCAGAAAGUGAAAGUCAAGGUCCGUGUAAACCUCCAUGGAAUCAUGUCGAUAUCGAGUGCUAGUUUGUACGAAGCAAAAGAGUCAGUUGAACCAGAAAGUCCGGAAGAACAACAGAAGGAGGCACAGGUGAACAGUAACGACCAACAGAAUGGCGGUGUGCAGACUAACGAGAGCGGCGAAUCGAUGGAAACGACAAACGAAGGAACAGGAGCCAACAGUGGAGAAGGUGCUGUUCCUGAGGUAGGCUCCGGCACCAGCUGGACGAAGAAAAUAUCUGCCUGGUUCAGCGGGGAAGGAAGCGAUAAAAAGAAAAAGCAAUCGGUAAAAUCCAUAGAAUUACCAAUCGAAUCUCUUACGACCGGCUUCUCUCAGGUGGAAAUAAAUCAUUUCACCGAGCAAGAAUUCAAAAUGAUCGCUUCUGAUCGACAAGAGAAAGAACGCGCUGACGCUCGAAAUGCAUUUGAAGAAUACGUUUAUGAAUUGCGUAACAAAGUCAGUUCUGAUGGAGAUUUCGCACCUUUCAUGCCUGAGAACGAUAGAAAUACUUUGGUGUCGCAAUUAGAUGAUAUGGAAAAUUGGCUUUAUGAGGAUGGCGAAGACUGUAAUAAACAAGUAUAUAUCGACAAAUUACAGCAGUUAAAAAGUAUUGGAGAACCUGUUCAAACUAGAAAAAUUGAAUAUGAACUAAGACCUGUGGUUAUUGAGGAUUUUGCUAAAUCAUUACAAUUAUGUAUGAAAGCUUUGGAAUUGAUAAGAUCAAAAGAUCCAAAAUAUGCUCACCUAACUGAAGAAGACUAUAAUAAAGUAGAAGAUGCAUUUAAACAUUACUACCAAUGGUUAGAGCAGACUAGAGGUAAAUUGAGCUCGGCUCCUAAUCACUUGCCACCACCUGUAACUGUAGCGCAGAUCAGACAGGAAAAGUCAAGUUUCGAAAAUUCCGUAAAUUCAAUACUUAACAAACCACCACCAAAAGCGCCAUCUCCUCCAAAGGAGGAAAAGGCUGCAGAACAACAAAAUUCACAAGAAUAUGCAGAAUCGCCGAAAAACGCAAAAAACGAUGAAAAUAUGGAGUGGUCGUCAAAUUAGAUUAAUUAGGUGUUUUUGUAAUUAAAAAUGUCGCUAGAAUCGACGAUAUAACAAAUAUUAAAAUAUGCUUAAUAUAUCUGAUGUAUUAAAUUUGACUUUCCGAAAGAAUUGUGUAUUAUUUUUAUUUGCCACUAUUUCAAAUUUACAUACAUUUUAAUUUUUUAUACUAUGUUGAGUAGCUUCUUUCUCAUGUUUUAAUUUAUUUUUAAUUGCGAAAUUAAUGUCUCACAGUUUAUGUCACACACUGUAAUAAUUAAACAUCAUUCUUUAGCAAGACUUAGUGUAUGGUAAAUAUAAUUUAAAAAAUAAAAUGUCCUUAAACUUGUUA